AUGCAUGAUCUGCUAGAGAAUGCGGGUGGCGCUGGUGCUGAGGUCCAAGGACAUUUCCAACGCGCCGUCGCUAGUAUCAUCCACACGUUGCUAUAUGGCUUUCGUGUCAAAGACUACAACGACCCGGUACUUCGCACCGUUUUUAAACUCAACGAAGAGUUUUCCGAGUUUAUCCAGGUUGGCGCACACAUUGUUGACCAGUUCCCUGUGCUUAAUAAUCUGCCGGGCUUCUUAGCCCCAUGGCAGGCAAAGGCUGAGAAUCACUACAAGACCAAGUAUGAUCUGCGUGACGAGAACUUUCGGCGGGGCCAGGAGUCGGACGCCUGGAAUAUAUCAAAGCAUCUCAAGAAGACUGUCGAAAAGGAUAACCUUGAUAUGCCCUUAAACGAGCUAGCAUUUGAGCUUGGUACUAUGAUCGACGCCGCGCUGGAUGGCACCACAGACAGCUUGAUCUGGUUUGUGGUAGCUUGCAUCACACAAGAUCAAGGCUUUGUUGCCAAGGCACGCGAGGAGCUAGAUGCCGUUGUCGGGCACGGCCGCCUCCCAGUUCCAGAUGACAAACCCAAUCUACCGUACAUCACCGCGAUUGUCGAGGAGAUAUUCCGCUGGCGACCCGCUGGUCCCGAGGGCGUCCCCCACUUGAACAGGGAGGAGACUACCUAUAAUGGAUAUACCAUUCCCAAGGGAUCUGUCAUCAUACCCAAUGUUUGGACAAUCUCCCGAGAAAAGGCCGUGUUCGGCCCGGAUCCCGAUGAUUUCAUACCGGAUCGCUGGCUCGAGGAGGACCACAAAACACUCAAAGACCUUCCCGCUGCUGCCUUCGGCUAUGGAAGACGUACCUGUCCUGGGCGGUAUUUUGCCCGCAAUGUUAUCUGGAUCGUCGUCGCACAGAUGCUAUGGUCAUUUGACAUCAAGGCUGGCCUGUCUGCGGAGACGGGCGAGCCCAUUGUCCUUGACCCACUUGCAUGCACCUACGGCCUGGUUAUGCGGGCACUGCCUUUUAAGGCUUCCUUUCACCCUCGGGGGCCUUGGGUGCGUGACGUGAUCGCCAAAAAUGGUGACACUUAUGGCAAGGAUCAUGUGGCCAUGCUCAACCAAAUUGGGGCGGAGCUCACUAAGCUGUAG
Penicillium expansum is the source of this 1125-nucleotide messenger RNA. RefSeq names its product Cytochrome P450, E-class, group I. The transcript has a single exon. Bases 1 to 1125 code for a protein of 374 amino acids. Lineage: Eukaryota; Fungi; Ascomycota; Eurotiomycetes; Eurotiales; Aspergillaceae. The record is from RefSeq and is a predicted model, not a curated record. Gene Ontology annotation, molecular function: oxidoreductase activity, acting on paired donors, with incorporation or reduction of molecular oxygen; monooxygenase activity; iron ion binding.